AUGGCCUCCGCAAUUUCCUACCGAAUCUACAGGAACGCAUUGAUCCUGUCUGCCUUCCUGUCGUCUGUUACACAGGCGCAGCAGAUUGGCACAUACACCACUGAGACCCAUCCCUCUAUGACAUGGCAGACCUGCACCAGCGGUGGAAGUUGUACCACCAACCAGGGCUCUGUCGUUAUGGACGCGAACUGGCGAUGGGUCCACCAGGUUGGCAGCACCACCAACUGCUAUACCGGCAAUACGUGGGAUACUUCCAUCUGUGAUACAGACGAGACCUGCGCCACUGAAUGUGCCGUUGACGGAGCAAACUAUGAAUCAACCUACGGUGUUACCACCAGCGGCAGCCAGGUCCGCAUCAACUUUGUGACGCAGAACUCAAAUGGCGCCAAUGUUGGCUCCCGUCUUUACAUGCUGGCUGAUAAUACACACUACGAGAUGUUUAAGCUACUCAAUCAGGAGUUCACCUUUGACGUGGAUGUAUCCAACCUCCCCUGUGGCUUGAACGGCGCCCUCUACUUUGUGGCCAUGGAUGCGGAUGGCGGCGUCUCCAAAUACCCCAACAACAAGGCUGGCGCCCAAUACGGGGUGGGAUAUUGCGAUUCCCAAUGUCCGCGCGAUCUUAAGUUCAUCCAAGGCCAGGCCAAUGUGGAAGGCUGGACUCCGUCGUCCAACAACAAAAACACUGGAUUGGGCAACCAUGGAUCUUGCUGUGCCGAGCUGGACAUCUGGGAAUCCAACAGCAUCUCUCAGGCUCUGACCCCCCAUCCAUGUGAUACCGCCACCAACACCAUGUGCACUGGUGAUGCCUGCGGCGGCACGUAUAGCAGUGAUCGAUAUGCGGGCACCUGCGACCCAGAUGGCUGCGACUUCAAUCCCUACCGCAUGGGCAAUACCACGUUCUACGGUCCCGGCAAGACGAUCGAUACCAACUCGCCCUUCACCGUCGUGACGCAGUUCAUCACGGAUGAUGGCACUGAUACCGGCACCUUGUCUGAAAUCCGCCGCUAUUACGUCCAGAACGGCGUCACCUACGCCCAGCCUAAUUCGGACAUCAGCGGUAUCACUGGCAACGCCAUCAACGCCGACUACUGCACUGCCGAGAACACUGUCUUUGACGGACCGGGUACCUUUGCUAAGCACGGAGGCCUUUCCGCCAUGUCCGAGGCCAUGUCCACCGGCAUGGUACUGGUCAUGUCGCUCUGGGACGACUACUACGCGGAUAUGCUCUGGCUCGAUAGCACCUAUCCCACCACUGCGUCUUCGUCGACCCCGGGCGCUGUCCGUGGCUCCUGCUCGACCGACUCCGGCGUCCCCGCCACCAUUGAAUCCGCGAGUCCUAAUUCGUAUGUGAUCUAUUCCAACAUCAAAGUUGGUCCGAUCGGAUCAACCUUCAGCGGUGGUUCUGGCUCUGGAAGCUCCGGCUCGACUUCGACGUCUACUAAGACCUCGACCACCUCGACCAAGACCACCACUUCUGCGACAAGCACCUCGACUGCCGUGGCGCAGCACUAUGGUCAAUGUGGUGGCCAGGGCUGGACAGGCCCGACUAGUUGCGCCUCCCCUUACACCUGCAAGGUGCAGAACGCGUACUAUUCUCAGUGUCUGUAG
This is a messenger RNA of Aspergillus udagawae, 1608 nucleotides long. RefSeq lists its product as uncharacterized. Gene Ontology annotation, biological process: carbohydrate metabolic process. Gene Ontology annotation, cellular component: extracellular region. Bases 1 to 1608 code for a protein of 535 amino acids. The transcript has a single exon. Gene Ontology annotation, molecular function: cellulose binding; hydrolase activity, hydrolyzing O-glycosyl compounds. Lineage: Eukaryota; Fungi; Ascomycota; Eurotiomycetes; Eurotiales; Aspergillaceae. The record is from RefSeq and is a predicted model, not a curated record.